CGGCGCCGUUCAAAUCAGGACCGUGAGCUUUUUUCCUCUUUCUCCGAGGCCUGAGAUUUUUGUGGGAUUUAAUCUGUGUAGUCCAUGGUGGGCAGGGGACACAAUGUGAUCAUCACACAAUAAUUUGAAAUCUCACCAUGUGAUGAUAAAUCAAGGACACACUUAAAUAUUUCAUUAUCUACAGAGAAUGAGAGUUCUGCGAAGCCUUGAGGUCUGGAAAAUGGGCUCCAUUAACUACUUGGAUGCACUUAAGCUGCAGGAAAAGCUGGUCGCUGAUAGAAAAACUCAUAAAAUUUCAGAUACUCUCUUGUCCCUGCAACAUCCACCUACAUAUACCCUUGGCAAGCGGCGGACUGAUCACAAUCUAUUAAUUCCUGAGCCUGACCUUCAAAAGAUAGGAGCUGAACUUCACUACACGCAAAGAGGAGGGGACAUUACAUUUCAUGGUCCACAUCAAGCCAUUUUGUAUCCCAUUAUUUCUCUUCGGGAUGUUGGACUUGGUGCUCGUAAUUAUGUGGAGAAGCUUGAGUUAACCAUGAUUGAAUUGGCCUCUCUAUAUGGUGUGAGAGCUCGUGCUGGUCAAACCGGUGAGACUGGGGUUUGGGUUGGAGAGAGAAAGAUUGGUGCUAUUGGGGUUCGAAUUUCCUAUGGGAUCACCUCUCAUGGGUUGGCAUUCAACAUUGAUCCUGAUUUGAACUAUUUUAAGCAUAUUGUACCUUGUGGGAUCGCCAAUAAAGAAGUUACAUCUUUGAGAAAGGAGACAGAUUCGGUGCUUCCUGCUGAAGAAGUAAUUCAUGAGCAGUUAAUUUCUUGUUUUGCCAGAGCUUUUGGUUAUAGUAAUCUUAUUUGGAAGGAGAAUGGUUCGAUUUUCUCGGGCUCUGUAGAAAAUUGAAGGAGAUAGCUGUUGUGUGCUAGAAAAUUCGUCUAUGUAGCUUUAUACUCCACGAUCCAUUUAUUCAUUGAAAUACAUCUGAUAAGAAAUUUGUAUUUUACUUUGAUAUGUAAUGUUUGAAAUUAUUGACUUUCU
Molecule: messenger RNA, 1027 nt
Organism: Alnus glutinosa
Lineage: Eukaryota; Viridiplantae; Streptophyta; Magnoliopsida; Fagales; Betulaceae
Product: octanoyltransferase LIP2, mitochondrial-like
Exons: 2
Coding region: 188-892 (234 amino acids)
Biological process (GO): protein lipoylation
Cellular component (GO): mitochondrion
Molecular function (GO): lipoyl(octanoyl) transferase activity
Source: RefSeq, a predicted model, not a curated record